Molecule: messenger RNA, 1971 nt
Organism: Ficedula albicollis (Collared flycatcher)
Lineage: Eukaryota; Metazoa; Chordata; Aves; Passeriformes; Muscicapidae
Product: poly [ADP-ribose] polymerase 12-like
Exons: 6
Coding region: 999-1763 (254 amino acids)
Molecular function (GO): NAD+ poly-ADP-ribosyltransferase activity
Source: RefSeq, a predicted model, not a curated record
UUAAGCUCAUUACACAGUGCAGCUGGCUUGAAGGUUUUCACACCAUGUCUGCAUCUCUUUGAACAGCUCUUCUUCCUCCUGCAAAUUUUUUCCAAGCAGAACUUGAGCAGUAGGUAAAUUUCUCUGCAGUUUUGAGAUGCUCCACUGAGCAUCUACACUUGGGUGUCUGUAAACAAAACAUACCUGACAAUAUUGUACAUUCAGAAGAAGAGUUGAGAGUAAAUGCUUCAUGGCACCUUGGCUUAUACAUGUGGGUUUAUACACCUGAAAAGGAGGAAUGAGAAAACAGAGAAAAAGAAAAAAAAAGGCACCAAAGAGUCAAAAGCCCAUGGUGAACAUCUUGCAAGCUACUUAUGGGGGGAGAAAUCACAGUGCAGCAAACAAAAAUUUAGGGCUGGUUGCGCAGAGAGAGAAAUGGGAAAAUGAAAAAUACUUUUCUGUUUCUAAUUUAUUUACCCAUCUUAAAACUCCUGUUAGCUUUCCAAACUUGAAAUGUUUCCUGGCAUGAAUAAAGAGUGAUGUUUAAAGGAGGAAACAAUGGAUAAUUAACCAUGUCACACAGCAUGUGCUCUGUGAUAUUGUUACAGGACCAAGAAGAGAGGGCAGGCUUUCCUUUUAGCACCAUGCAGCAGCCCUGUGCUGCCAGGAAAACCAGGUUUGUGGCCCCCAUUGCACUGAAAACUCUUUCCUGCUGUAGGCCUGCCAUCAGAUGUGGUUUUCUCUGGCCAGCAGCCUGGACGUGAAUAGCAGUGCAGGUGCAGUUGGUGCUUGGUUGCCUUCAUUUUCACAGCCUGUGCUAGCAGGUGGUUGACCUUGCUGAUCUCCAAGUGGGAAUGAAGUUUGCACUGGGGUGGGUGGGAUAGAGAGAGCACCACAAUGCAAUAUUCAGGGCUACCUCCUCUUUUAUUUUUACUUAACAUGGAAGAGCCUGUCCCUAGACAAUAAAUUAUCUCAAUAAUGAGUUACUGUGUUUUUCUUUCAAGACAUGGUCCAAACAAAUGUGGUCUUUAAAACUCAAAGAAGUGUUAUUCGACUGCCUAAAAAGUUGCAAGGUGGACAAGACAAAAGCCAAAAGACGACUCUGUCACAUCCUGUCUAUCCUCCAGAGUGGGACCAAACUGCACUACCUGAAAUUGGGUUCAAGAACAGACGUGCAAUUCCUGGGAGGCUCUCUGAGAACCCCUAUGAUACCACACAGGUUGGUACAGCUCAGCUGUGAUUCCGAAGAAUAUAGAAAAAUCAAGACGCUGUUUGAGAAGACAAUGAAAAAUUACUGCAUCAACCAACUGCAGAGGAUCCAGAACCCAACACUUUGGGACCUUUUUCAAUGGCAAAAAGAAAAGAUGAAGAAGAUCCAUCAGUUGGAAGGGGUGAACGAGAGGCUCCUAUUCCAUGGCACAGAUCCCUCCCAUUUGUCUGCCAUCUGUGAGCAGAACUUUGACUGGAGACUCUGUGGGACUCAUGGGACACUGUAUGGAAAAGGAAGCUACUUUGCCAGAGAUGCCAGCUAUUCCCAUGAGUACUGCUCCCCUCACAACGGGCUCUACACCAUGUUCGUAGCUCAGGUUCUUGUUGGAGACUUUGUGCAGGGAAACCGUGACUACUGCCGCCCUCCAGCCAGAGCUGGAAAUUCCAACAGACUGUAUGACAGCUGCGUGGAUAACCCCACAGACCCUUCCAUCUUUGUCAUCUUUGAGAAGCAGCAAAUUUAUCCUGCCUAUAUCUUGGAGUACAGCGUUGAGAGCAGCUGUGUGGUCCUGUAAUGAAUGGUGGAAUGUCUUUUGAAUUCACACUGAAUAAAUUACUCUUCAGUAUGUCUUUUUAAAUGUUUAUUCAGUUUUAAUUGUAGCUUUAGAACACUUGGUAAUGCAGUGAACCAGUAUCAAUCCCCUGAUGGCUUUGGGGGCAUAAUUUUUUGUUAGGUGUUCUUCCUUCCCCAGAAGCAGUGCUGAACUUUAGCAUUCACCAUAU